Pollicipes pollicipes is the source of this 2227-nucleotide messenger RNA. Its product is annotated as meteorin-like protein. The record is from RefSeq and is a predicted model, not a curated record. Bases 80 to 1033 code for a protein of 317 amino acids. The transcript has 4 exons. NCBI's taxonomy places the organism in Eukaryota, Metazoa, Arthropoda, Thecostraca, Pollicipedomorpha, Pollicipedidae. Gene Ontology annotation, molecular function: hormone activity.
GCCGGGUGCGUGGGGUCGUGGGAACGUUGGGCUGUCCCACAUUUCUGGACGAUGGCGUCUGCCCUGUGCAGGUAGUGAGAUGGAGGUACACUGUUGGAAGAUCGGAUGGAUGCUGGCAGUGUGUUUGGCUGCCGCCAUUGGCUCGGGGGCGGCCCUGACCUGUGACUGGAAGGGCAGCGGGCUUGCUCACGGCACGACCGGCCACGUGACGGUCGUCUCGCUGGGCUGCGGCGCCGGCCGCGUGCAGUGGCGCUACCCGCAGGGCGCCCUGCGCGUGGCGCUCGACCCGUCCGACGCCUUCGACUUCCGCGCGUGUCUGCGCGUCGAGGCCGGCAGCCGGGGCGCGCGCAUCUUCGUCGAGACGCACCGGCGGCUGCAGCUGCUCUGGGCCGAGGACGACGGUCUGGACGCCGGCCGCUGGCGCUGCUUCGUCUCGCGCGGCGGCGCCGCCUCGCUCUUCCUCGAGGCGCCCGGCGAGCGGGCCGACCCCCUAGUCAGAAGCGGCGUGAGCUUCGAGUACGACGCGCAGCCGACCGAGUCGGACCGGCUCUGGGACGACCUGGAAGAUUGCCGGCCGUGCACGGACAGCGAGGUGCUGCUCAGCUACUGCACCAGCGAUUUCGUUGUGCGCGGCCAGAUCACGGGCGUCGAGCACCACGACCGGCUGGACCGCAGUGCGCUGCUGCUGAGCGCUUCGCGCGUCAUCCGGCAGACGAACGACAUCUUCCGAACGAACGGCGAACUAACGUUUGGCGACGCGCCCGCCGGGGACCUGAGCAACCACGUUAGCGACCGGUACCGGCCCGCGGUGCAGUUCGCCGACAGUGCGGCGACGGCCGACACGGCUGUCAGGGGACGCGUGUACGUGCCGCGCCACUGUGGCGCGCACUCCGGCCGCGCCCAGUACCUGCUGAUGGGGCGGCACCGGCUCGGCGUACCCAUGGUCACGUGCUCGCUGGCCGUCGAUGAGUGGCGCCGCAUCCGGGCGGCCGCCGAGCGGUCGGCCACCAACGAGUGCGUGCUGGAGACGUAGGCGCGCGCCGGGACCGGUGACGCCAGCCGCGGCCGACCGGGGGCGGUGAGGGGACCGCGCGGGGAGAGCGGCGCGAGCGCAGGGCUCGUCUCCACGGCCUGCGAUGUGAUUGCUUCUUCUUAUCUGUGCCGAUGCUACGUAACCUUUGCUUAUCAGUGCAAAGUGAAGACUGUGAUAUGCAUGUACAUAGUGCAAUUGAUGGAUGAGAGCGUUUAGCGUAGCGGCAACGUUGGCUGGGUCCGACCGCUGGGGCGAGACGUCGGAGAUAGAAGGCGUCUGGGCAGGGCUCGUGUCUGCCUAUGUUCGCUUCAGUACUGCGUGCCCAUUUCAGCGACAGCUGUGAGAUUAUACAGCAGUUACUGACCGGCUGCUGCGCGAGUCCCUCACCUACCCGUCAGCUGGUGAGGUUGACAUUGCUCGCGUUGCUGGUCGAGCACUGCGUCAGGAUACUUGUGAUAGCGAAAUCCGAUGAUACUUUGUUUUCCAUUCAAGUGCCAAAACGACGGUGUAAAAGGUAUGAAGUGCGCGUUGCUGAUCUACAUAAUCGAAUAACAUUUGCGCUACGUCUUGGCCCGGCUGAUAUCCCAGAGCUUUUAACCUUGACCCAGUGCGGCGACGCGUUCCCUUCGUCACGACCCUGACCUCGGGUCAAGGGCAUGUUGCGCUGCUGCGUGGAAAAACAGGGUACGUUUCAUCGUCGCACUACGGUGUGGACUGGCGGCGUCUUUCCAUGUAGCCCGCUCUUUUGUAGCCUAGGCGUCAGCGUCGCAAGCGUUUGCGGGGCCGUGAAUUCUGAUGUGCCAACGGCCCGGGAGGGCGGUGGUCUGGGGCUCGGCAAGGUCUGUGCACGCCGCCGCGAGCGGCCGUCAGUGCCAACUGUACAUAGCACGGUGGCCAGCCCCGUCAAAGAUUGGUCGUGGUCGACCGUCGUCGGCGUGAACACGGCGGCCCACAUUUGUCCGGUUUGAGCCGGUUUUAGCUGGCACGCGCUGCGCUGGUGUGUGGUGGGCCUGACUCGGUAGACCAGCGGUCCAUGUGACCCGGCCAUGGAUGUGAGGACCACUGACUGACUGUGCGCCGCCGACCGAGUGGCAUUUGAGAGCCACCAGCCCGUGAUCUCUGAGCGAGCCCGCUGCGUGAGAGUGUCAUGCUAGCGCCGCGGUGUACAGUGAAUAUACCCUAUACACGUACGGA